Gadus chalcogrammus (walleye pollock) is the source of this 2109-nucleotide messenger RNA. Its product is annotated as deoxyhypusine hydroxylase-like. Gene Ontology annotation, molecular function: deoxyhypusine monooxygenase activity. Gene Ontology annotation, biological process: peptidyl-hypusine biosynthetic process. The record is from RefSeq and is a predicted model, not a curated record. Lineage: Eukaryota; Metazoa; Chordata; Actinopteri; Gadiformes; Gadidae.
UCUACAUUGGUCAAAAUAAGUCAGCAAUAUAAUUACUAUCUUUGAUGACCCUGCUGCAAUUACCGACUAUCUUGUCUUGACUACACGUAUUUGCUUGUUGCCCACCUCACCAGUAUGGCCAGUCCCGAUCAGAUCAGGGCCAUUGGCAGCGUCCUGGUCGACCGUAAGGACCUGUCUCAGCGCUUCAGGGCGCUGUUCACGCUGAGGAACCUGGGAGGUUCAGAAGCCAUAGAGUGGAUUAGCAAGACGUUUGUUGACGAGUCUGCCUUGCUGAAGCACGAGCUUGCCUACUGCCUGGGACAGAUGCAGGACAGACAAGCAAUACCUACACUAAUGGCUGUCCUGAAAGACACCAAGCAAGACCCCAUGGUCCGUCACGAAGCAGGUGAGGCUUUAGGUGCGAUUGGUGACCCAGAAGUUCUGCCAAUACUUGAAGAGUAUUCAAAGGACCCUGUCAUUGAGGUGGCAGAGACGUGCCAGCUGGCGCUGCGCCGGCUGGAGUGGCUGCAGAGCGGGGGGAGCGCUGAGGACGGCGCGGCGGACAAAAACCCCUACUCCUCCGUGGACCCAGCCCCUCCCGCGGCCAAGAAGAGCAUCCCGGAGCUGCGCACCAGCCUGCUGGACGAGACCCUGCCGCUGUUCGAGCGCUACAGGGCGAUGUUUGCCCUCCGCAACAACGGCAGCGAAGAGGCUGUGCUGGCACUAGGAGAUGGCCUGCAGUGCUCCAGCGCCCUGUUCCGCCACGAGAUCGGCUACGUCCUGGGACAGAUGCAGCACCCGGCCUCCGUGCCGGCCCUGCGCGCCGCCCUGGAGCGCAGCGGCGAGAGCCCCAUGGUGCGGCACGAGGCGGCCGAGGCCCUGGGCUCCAUCGGCCAGGAGGAGUGCCUGGAGGUGCUGCAGCGUCACCGCGGCGACGGCGAGCGCGUGGUCAAGGAGAGCUGCGAGGUGGCGCUGGACAUGCUGGAGUACGAGAGCAGCGGGCAGUUCCAGUACGCCGACGGCCUGGCCCGGCUGCAGUGUUGACGCGCGACGGGCGGACGGGCGGACGGACGGACGGACGGACGGACGGACAGACGUGGGGGUUGGGUCGCCACACUCCCCGAAUUUUGGCGGGGAAUUUUUCACGGAUGUUUAGUUGCUGAUGGGAGAGGCGGAAAAGUACUUCAUCGCCGAGGAAAGGACAGAACCUGAUCUUAACUGUCAACGUAAAGGUCAACAGAGUUGUGCGUAAUAAACGAUGGCACUGGACUGAUGGAGUCGGUUGUUUGACGAAGCACAACCAAGAGUCCGGCUGCACAUGGUUCUGCAGGGCUUACAAGGGCCGACCGUCCAGUGGGGUCAGGGGUGUGUACUGUGUCCAGCAGAGCCACGAGUAGUCUACGUAUGUGUGACCAGGAUGGGGAAUGAGAGGAUCACGUGUUGUGCCUUGAAGGGUAUAUUAUAAAACUUAAUUUAUACAAGCUUCAAUUACCGCUUUAUAUUUUGUUGUACUGAUUAUGGGGUUUAUUCCCCUUAUUAUAUUAUUUGUGUUAAACUGGUUUCAUCACUGAUGAUGUCUUAUUGCUAUGGUUUGUUUGACAUUAUGGAAUGAAGGCUUGGCUUGCAUUUUAAAUCAAUCAUCUAUCAACACAACUAUCUGUCAUCUAACAAAAACACAAUAAACGUUCUUCCGAGCCCCAAUAUCUUCAUAACAUAACUACAUGCAAGCGUGACCAUUUUUUAAAUCUUAUCAAAAAAAGGGAUCUUUAUUAUACAUGUAUAUUUAUAAUGUAUUUUUUAUCUGCCAAUUGCUUAGUUCCCGGGAUCUGUGACACUUAAAAUAAUAGAAUAUGCAUGCAAGUUUAUUAUCAAGGUACUGCGUUUAAAUUGUUUCUUUUCUAAUCUGUAAACCUCUGGUCAAGAUUGAGUAUUCAUGUAACAUAUCAGACUGCAUUCCAAAAAUAUGUUAAUACCAUCUAUUAGAAUAAUUUGGCUAUGGAGGCUUAAUGAUAAUGAUAUCCCACUGAAAGUAUCCCACUAUAUUUCCUCAAUAUAUUAUAUUCCAUAUUUUAAAUACUGUGACAGUUCCUGCAGUCUGGUUUGAAAAAGGGGGGACCGGCAUGUUUGCAA